Molecule: messenger RNA, 2418 nt
Organism: Clonostachys rhizophaga
Lineage: Eukaryota; Fungi; Ascomycota; Sordariomycetes; Hypocreales; Bionectriaceae
Source: the annotation of a GenBank genome assembly
AUGGUCCCUCACAUGUGGAUCGGCAUUGGUGUGGCCGGCCUUCUGGCGCCGACAAUCUGCUCCCAAUCUUUGCCCAAGUUUGCCCCAACGGGCCAAGGUCAAGCUGUCGGUCGGAGGGCGUUAGCUGCCAGCCUGGAGCAGCGGACUAAAUUCCCCAGAGCGCCCUGCACGGUCCGCGAUGCCCUCAACAUUGAGGCUCCCAAAGAGAACAUCUGGGGAGAGCUGUCGGGACCAGAAACCGCCACCAUUGUUGCGUGGCUCUUCGCUCAGAAGGAACUCAAUCUGACCACCGUUGAGAAUGCUGGAAGCUGGGACAACACACUGCUUUCAGUUGAGUUGAUGCACCCCAACAAGACCGAUGCCCUUGCAUAUAUCGACCGUAACGGCACCGCUCCUGUCCGAUAUGCUCGCGCAGUUAUCAACAACCAGGCCACUGAGGAGCCCUACUAUCAAGAUUUGUUGGUCGGCCCUCUUCCUGUUGUCAAUGGCACUACACAUUGGGAGCCGUUGGAAUAUCCCUUCACAAGGAAGACUCAAGGCCGUGUGCGCAAUCUUGCGGCUGAUGUCUACACUGUCUUCGCCAAGUGGACAUUAGAGGUCAGUGCAAAUGUCUCCGAUAUCACUCUCGAUUUGUGGAAUGCAACCGCGCUGGGACUCGACAACGACAGUAUUGCUAUUGGCAGUAUCGACCCAUUAUACCAGGACGGUGACCGUAUCAGGCGAUGGGACGGCUUCUGGAGCCUCCCCCAGUCUAUCUUUGCUUCCAGUUCCAUGACGCCAAUGGGCCUCUAUUUCAUGUCUGAUACUACUGGACGAGACCCUUCAAAGUGGUUCGUCGAGGGCUGGUAUUAUAAUGGCAUUUUCUACGAGUCCACUGAAGAGUUCCGCGAUGCUUACUGGAGUGGAAAAGUCGAGAAGUUGGGAGGCAACUUCGACGGCCCUUGGGCCCACACAGAUCAGCAAGGCGAUAUCCUCCCUCAGGACGUUUUAUCGCCGCCCGUGACUGUUGCUCCCCAAGGAGCCCGGUACUCUGUUGAUGCCAAACGGAAAUAUGUCGAGUGGAUGGGCUGGUCGUUCUAUAUCGGCUUUAGCCGCGAUUCUGGUAUGAUCUUGAACGAUAUAAGAUACAAGGGGAAGAGAAUCAUCUACGAGCUUGGCCUGGAGGAAGCUCUUUCUCACUACGCUGGUAGCGACCCUAUCCAGUCGCAUACCGCCUACCUUGAUGGUUACUAUGGCUUCGGCCCGUACUCGUUUGAGCUGCUCAAGGGCUACGACUGCCCAGACUACGCCACCUACCUUAACUCAACCUUUUACGUGUCAGAGACGUCCCGCACCCAUAUAAAUAAUAUCUGUGUGUUUGAAGCGGAGAGUGAUUUCCCCCUGGCCCGUCAUAGCGCUGCGAAAUACGUUGCGGCAACCAAGAACAUCAAAUUCGUCGUCCGCUCCAUCUCAACCCUUGGCAACUACGACUAUCUCUUCAGCUAUUCUUUCUUCAUGGACGGCUCUCUUGCCAUUGAAGUGCGCGCCUCUGGUUACAUCCAGGCUGCCUUCUACGCCAAGAACGAAGACUAUGGCUUCCACAUCCAUGAUCAGCUGUCGGGUUCUAUGCACGACCAUGUCCUCAACUUCAAGGCUGAUUUUGAUAUCCUUGGUACCGAUAACACGGUCGAGCUCAUCAAGCAAGUGCCGUUCACGACCACCUACCCUUGGUCCAAGGGCAAAGUCUUCAAUACGAUGAAGAUCGAGCGGUCAUUCAUCGAGAAUGAGGACGAGGGACGAUUCAACUGGGCUCCUAAUGCCCAGGCUCAGGUCGUCGUUGUCAACCGCGACGAACCCAACCGGUUCGGCGAGCCCCGAGGCUACCGCAUUCUGCCAUACACAGGCACCGCGCACCUCACGGUUGAGAAUUCGACUGUUCUACACAACGCCUCCAACUGGGCUCGCCAUGAUAUCAUGGUCUCGCAGCGCAAGGAUACAGAGCCCCAUAGCAUACACCGGUACAACAAUCAAGAUACCCACGACCCGCCCGUCAAUUUUGAUAACUUUUUCGACGGGGAGAGCCUCAACCAGACGGAUCUGGUUGUUUGGUUCAACCUCGGCAUGCAUCAUAUCCCCCAUACAGGCGAUCUCCCCACGACUGUCUUCACCACGGCUCACUCGGGUAUCCAGUUCAUGCCCUCCAACUACUUCGAGGUCGGCCCCAACCAAGAGACAAUCAACAUGGUACGGGUCGACUAUAGUGACGGCAAGGUCACGGACGUGGUGAAUUUUGGCUCCUCGAAGGAGACAUGUGAGCUGUCCUACGAGCCAUCGUUUCCCGACCUCUGGGAGUACAAGGGCGAUGUCGUGGUGCGUAAGUUCCCGUACAUGCCUAACGAGCCUUACUAUGCAAGUCCAGGAUCACAAGGCUCUAGUUAG